GCUCCGGUAGCGGAGAGGCGCUUUGUACGGAGCGGCGGUGAGGAGCAUGACAACAGGACGCCCGUUAUAAACAGUAUAGUUACAACAAGUUACACUCUGAGCGUCGGCAAACCCCUAAACAUGGGCACAUGUGUGUAGAAAGCCUUUCGUGUGUCUCCAUCUGCCCGGCGGCUGUGUUUCCGUACAGGAUAUUCCCUCCUAACUCGUCCUUCUCAUUCUAUCCGUCCUGUUUUGACCCACUGGGUAUAACCUGAGAUAACCUGAGGUAUACCUGUAAGUUAGUGUCGGCCUGCUGAAUACACACACAUGUCAUGGGAUUGACAUGCUUUUAAGUUUUUUUUCUCAACCGGAUUGAGGGGAUCUGUAGGUGACGACUGUGUGCCCAAGUUGUAUUGGCUGUAACCCCUACGUGGCAGGAGUUAAUGGGACGUCUGAUGCUGGCUGUGUCCUAGUUGAACCGGACGUCUGGUUCUCCUCCUCGUUUGUGUGCCGGCUGUAUCCUAGUGGAACCGUACGCCUGGUUGUCCUCCUCUUGUGUCUUCCUGUCGGCUGAGAUGAUGAGGAACGCGUUGCUGUUCACGUUGUGGUUAAUGUUGACCACCCACCAUGCAAGCGCCGCGUCUAAAGGCGUCUCCGCGAGCCUCAAAGCCAAGUGGACCAUGACGCCUUUCCUGCUCGAGACAAGCGAGUUCGUUGCAGAAGACGGCAAUGAGAAGUUCUGGCAGUUUGUGGAUACUGUGAAAGAGCUCACUGUGUACAAGAACGGAGAGUCGGUGCGGUCCUACUACAACCUCAUCCUGAAGAAGGCGGGGCAGUUCCUCACCCACCUGCAGGUCAACCUGCUGCGCUUCGCCCUGUCGCUGAGGACCUACUCGCCCGCCGUGGCCGCGUCUCAGCAGAUCGCCAGCGACGAAGACACACCGGCGUCCUGCCCGGCGUUCGUGUCGGUCCACGGGCAGCUCGGCUGCAGCACCAAGGACCUCAAGAAGCUCCUGAAGGGCGCCUUGGACAGGCCAAAGCCGUGCCUGUACAAGACGGACCACAGGUACCCCGGGCGUAACGUGAGCGAUGUGCCCGUGGUGGUGCUCUACGCUGAAAUAGGAACCAGAAAGUUCAGCGCUUUCCACACGCUGCUGUCGGAGCGGGCGGAAGCCGGCUCGCUGAUCUACGUGCUCCGGCACUUUGUGGAGGACCCCCAGCCCCACAAGGUGCUGCUGUCGGGGUACGCUGUGGAGCUGGCCAUCAAGAGCACCGAGUACCGGGCGGUGGACGACACCCAGGUCAAAGAUUCAAAGGCUGGCACCAACCGAGAUGAGGAGGACGUGGACGAGGUCCAAGGGUUCCUGUUCGGAACGUUGAAGAAGUCCCACCCUGAGCUCCAGGGGGGGCUGGGAGAGCUCCGUAAACAUCUGGUGGAGAGCAGCGAUGAUAUGGCCCCCCUCAAAGUGUGGGAGCUGCAAGAUCUUAGUUUCCAGGCGGCCGCUAAAAUCCUGUCGGUGCCCAAGUUCGACGCUCUGAAGCUCAUGAGGGACCUCAGUCAAGACUUCCCCAGCAAGGCCAGAUCACUGACAAGAGUGACCAUAAAGCCGGAGAUGAGAAAAGAAAUCGAGGAAAACCAAAAGCGUCUGAGCGAGACACUGGGGCUCCACCCCGGAGACGCCGCACUCUUCAUCAACGGGCAGAACAUCGAUCUGGACACUCACACCCCCUUCAGCAUUCUGGACAUGCUCCGAGGAGAGGCGCGGGUGCUGGAGGGGCUCCACAACCUGGGCGUCACCGGGGAGCACCAGGGGAAGAUGCUCAGGCUGCCUGUGGGCGUGGUGGAGGACAGCUACGCCCUGGACAUCAGACAUCCAGCCAUCAUGUGGAUGAACGACAUCGAGAGCGACCCCAUGUACCGGGGCUGGCCCUCGGGGGUGCAGGAGCUGCUCCGCUCCACGUUCCCCGGGGUCAUCCGCCAGAUCCGCCGCAACUUCUUCAACCUGGUGCUGUUCCUGGACCCGGCCCACCAGCAGACCGUGGAGCUGGUGAAGCUCUCGGAGCUCUUCUACAAACACAUGAUCCCUCUGAGAAUCGGGUUCAUCUUCGUCGUGAACACGGAGGAGGAGGUAGACGGGUUCACGGACGUGGGGGUCGCAUUCUACCGCCUCCUGAGCUACAUCGCCGAGGAGUACGACCUGUCACAGGCGCUGACCUCCGUGGUUUCUAUGUACAGCAAAAUCCGUGUCGGGGAGUCUCUGUCCGUGGAUACCAUCACCGCCUUCCUGAAGAGGAAAUUCCCCAAAGCCAACGCAGGAAGGAUUCUGGGGCUGGACUCAGAAUACGAUGAGAGGAGACAGGCCGGCCCCCGGUUCUACCAGGAGAGCGGUCUGGGCGCUCUGCCCGUGGCGCUGUUCAACGGCGUGCCCCUGGACCCCGGGGAGAUGGACCCCGAGGAGCUGGAGACGCUCCUCCUGCAGCGCAUCAUGGACGCCACCAACGUCUUCCAGAGGGCCGCCUUCAUGGGCCAGCUGACGGAGGCGUCUGACGUGGAGGACUACCUGAUGGAGCAGCCCCACGUGGUGCUAAGGAUCAACCCCCUGGUCCUCAGCACGGAGAGGAGGUACCUGGACUUCACCGCCUCCCCAGUGGCGGACGACUGGGAGGACAGCACCAUGUUCUCCUACCUGGACUCCAGGGACCGCACCGCCGUGGUGGCCAAGAGGAUGAAGUACUUCACCAAGAACGACGAGGACGGGAUGAGUGGCGUGACGACGUGGAUCGUGGGCGACCUGGAGACGGAGGCGGGGCAGCGGCUGCUGGCGGGCGCACUGAAGCACGUGAGGAAGUCCCCGGGCGUGCGUGUUGGGGUGAUCGAUAACCCGGGCAGCAGCCGCUCGGGCCUGGAGGACACCAGGGUGUACCGGGCUCUGUGGAGCGCACUGCUCACCCAGAAGAACAAGGUGGCGCUGGAGUUCACCCAGACGCUGCUGAAGGGGGCGACCCAGGACCUGCUGAAGGGCGGGGCCAAGAUGAAGGACCUCCUGCUUCAGGGCAUGGACGCCGACGCCUUCGAGAAGAGGUUCAACACCAUGGAGGGGGGCUUCCUGCGCAGCCUGCAGCUGUUCUGCAGAGACGUGCUGAAGCUGGGCGCCGGGCAGCGGGCCGUGGUCGCCAACGGCAGGAUCCUGGGGCCGCUGGGGGACCAGGAGGAGUUCACCCUGGAGGACUUCCAGCUGCUGGAGAAGAUGACCUGGAGCAGCUCCACAGAGAAAGUCAAGGCCAGAGUCAAACACAUGGGGAUGAAGGGCAAACAAGCCAGUGAGCUCAUCAUGAAGGUGGACGCCCUCCUGUCGGGCGCCCCUAAAGGAGAGACCAGGAAGGACGUCCCCUUCCCCAAAGACGUCCACAGCGUGCUCCAUCUCUCCCCCCGUGACGGUGAGGUGGUGUUUGAAGCGGUGGUCGUCGUGGACCCCCUCAGCAGGGAGGCUCAGAAGCUGUCGUCGCUGCUCAUGGUGCUCAGUCAAGUGGUCAACCUGGAACUGCAGGUGUUUAUGAACUGCCGGGCCAAGUUGUCCGAAAUGCCCCUCAAGAGCUUCUACCGCCUGGUCCUGGAGGCUGACGUGAACUUCCUGGCCAACGACACCAUGUCGCCCGGCCCCACGGCUCGCUUCAGCCAGCUCCCCGAGUCGCCCCUGCUCACCCUGAACAUGAUCACCCCCGACGGCUGGAUGGUGGAGGCCGUGAGCAGCCCCCACGACCUGGACAACAUCCACCUGCAGGAGGUGAACGCGGUGGUGAGGGCGGAAUACGAGCUGGAGCACCUGCUGCUGGAGGGCCACUGCUUCGACCUGACCACGGGCCAGCCCCCCCGCGGCCUCCAGUUCACCCUGGGCACCGGCCAGCGCCCCCUCCGCCAGGACACCAUCGUCAUGGCCAACCUGGGCUACUUCCAGCUGAAGGCCAACCCCGGAGCCUGGAUCCUGAAGCUCCGCAAGGGCCGGUCGGAGGACAUUUACCAGAUCCUGACGCACGACGGGACGGACUCCCCCGACGACGCCGGCGACGUGGUCGUCACGCUCAACAGCUUCCAGAGCAAGAUCAUCAAAGUCCGGGUGCAGAAGAAAGCGGACAAAAUGAACGAGGAUCUUCUGAGUGAAUCUGUGGAGAGCCGAGGUCUGUGGGACUCCAUCGCCAGCAUCACCGGCGGCUCCUCCCGGCCGAGCGACGCGGAGAAGAAGGAGGACGUGCUCAAUAUCUUCUCGGUGGCCUCGGGCCAUUUGUACGAGCGCUUUCUCAGAAUAAUGAUGCUCUCGGUCCUUCGCCACACCAAAACACCCGUCAAGUUCUGGUUCCUCAAGAACUUCCUCUCCCCCUCCUUCAAGGAGUCCAUCCCCCACCUGGCGGAGGAGUACGGGUUCCAGUACGAGCUGGUUCACUACAAGUGGCCGCGCUGGCUGCACCAGCAGACGGAGAAGCAGCGACUCAUCUGGGGCUACAAGAUCCUGUUCCUGGACGUCCUGUUCCCGCUCGCCGUCGACAAGAUCAUCUUCGUGGACGCCGACCAGAUUGUGCGUGCGGACCUGAAGGAGCUCCGGGACCUCCCCCUGGACGGCGCCCCCUACGGCUACACGCCGUUCUGCGAGAGCCGCCGCGAGAUGGACGGCUACCGCUUCUGGAAGAGCGGCUACUGGGCCUCGCACCUGGGCCACAGGAAGUACCACAUCAGCGCCCUGUACGUGGUGGACCUGAAGAAGUUCCGUAAGAUCGCGGCGGGGGACCGUCUGCGGGGGCAGUACCAGGCCCUGAGCCAGGACCCCAACAGCCUGUCCAACCUGGACCAGGAUCUCCCCAACAACAUGAUCCAUCAGGUGGCCAUCAAGUCCCUCCCCCAGGAGUGGCUGUGGUGCGAGACCUGGUGCGACGACGCCUCCAAGGGCAACGCCAAGACAAUAGACCUGUGUAACAACCCCCGGACCAAGGAGCCCAAGCUGACCGCGGCGGCACGGAUCGUGCCAGAGUGGGUGGAGUACGACAACGACAUCAAACGCCUCCUCAGACGCAUCCAGGACGGGCGGGGGGGCGACGACGAGGGUCCGACGCCGACCGCGACCGCCACGCCCGAACCAGAACCACAACCAGAAGGCAAGAAGGACGAGCUGUAGGCCCUCUGAGGAGGAAGAGGAGGGUCUUCCCCGUCCCGUCGUCCGGGAGACGUACGCGUGCUGCUACGGAGGUCGUCCGCCGAGCGAUCACCAAGCCAAACAAAGAACAGAACUAUUUUUUCACGGACAUCUGAACUUCUUUUUUCCCCCGUCGCCCCUCCGUGUUUCACCUCGGCGUCUCGAUUCCACCGAGCGACCCCAGACCGCGUUGACACACAUUGCACUGAAAGCGCAUGCAUGGAGUAAUUGCUACGGCACACUGGUUUAAAAUAUGAUAUACACCCCGCAUCGUGACAAAAACACAGUUUGAUCUCUGCUGAAACGUCUUCAAAUGCUCAAACAUAAAGCUGUAGAUGCAGCUGUCUGGCUUGGCAUAUUCUUUAAUGUUGAAGUAUUAAAGUGAAGAACUGGUGUAUUACCCAGGAGCAGCCUGCCACGGUAGACGUAGCAACGGUAUUAAUACUGGGCCUGGUGCCAACACUAGUUAGAAUGAGUGGUCGGACAUCACAAGACCUGGUUUCUGCUCGCUGUAGUUUUGGCUUCGUCACUGAUCAGAGAAUUCUCAAUCACACUACAAAUGAUUUGAAAUGAUCGUACAUUUGAAUACUUAUUGAUUUGCAAGCAAUCCUACUUUCCAUGCCAUGAAAUAUUGUCUCAGGAAAAAUCAAAAACAAUCAUGCAAUAAUAAAGUAUUUAUCAAUCUGCUCAAUCUUAAAACGAAAAGUGGGAAUAGAUGCUCUCCCCAGUGGACCACACAACUUGUUUACAUUUCAAUCUUUCUAAUAAACACCCGUCAUGGAGGAA
Messenger RNA from Gadus morhua (Atlantic cod), 5948 nucleotides. RefSeq names its product UDP-glucose glycoprotein glucosyltransferase 2 (gene uggt2). The transcript is spliced from 39 exons. The coding region runs from base 555 to 5144 and encodes 1529 amino acids. Gene Ontology annotation, biological process: ERAD pathway. The record is from RefSeq and is a predicted model, not a curated record. NCBI's taxonomy places the organism in Eukaryota, Metazoa, Chordata, Actinopteri, Gadiformes, Gadidae. Gene Ontology annotation, cellular component: endoplasmic reticulum. Gene Ontology annotation, molecular function: UDP-glucose:glycoprotein glucosyltransferase activity.